Molecule: messenger RNA, 2850 nt
Organism: Epinephelus moara (kelp grouper)
Lineage: Eukaryota; Metazoa; Chordata; Actinopteri; Perciformes; Serranidae
Gene: eslec
Product: galactose-specific lectin nattectin
Exons: 7
Coding region: 955-1647 (230 amino acids)
Molecular function (GO): signaling receptor activity
Source: RefSeq, a predicted model, not a curated record
UCACUCUGCAGCAGGAAACAGGAGUUUUUUUUACAAACUUGUUCUGAAUGCAGCUAAAAUAAUGAGAAAAUUAAUUAUAUAUUGUUUAUUCGUGGAGAAAUUUGGAUGUUUGAAUAUUAUUAACAAAUAAGCAAAAUGUUCCUGCCCAAAUUUUUUUCCGGAGAUCCAACUGAAAAAUAGUCCAGAAGACAGUCACAUGUACACACUGACAGAAAAAGUGUGUGAAUGUUUCUAAGCUUAAUUUCAUCCCCUGUGAUAAUUUAAAGGUUUAGUCCAUACCCACUGAGUGCCCAGUUGGUACAGUACAGUAAAAUAUAUAUAUUGGUGUUGCGACAUGGAAAACAGUUAUUAUAAAUUCAUGUUGUCAUUUGUAUUAUUAUUCUGUGUCCCACUUUAAUUUCGGCACAUCCGGUUUAAAGUCCUGGAACGACAGAAUAUGCGGUUUCCGGGGGGAAGAUAAAGAGGAAGCACAGAGUCGCCAUGGAGCCACAACUUGAGCUCCGUAUUCAAAACUGACAUUUGUUCAUGUUUAUGGUAACUCAGCACCAUAACAAUGAUGCCGAAUUGGCUACUGGUACUUCCUGUUUGAGGUGACGUCAUUAAUGUGCAGAUAGUUUCCGCCGCGUCACUGUGAUCCUGAGGACAAGUUAGAAACACGAUGUUUCUCAGGGAGGUUCUGCAGUGUGAAGGCGCGGCGGGUCAUCGGUGGAGCUGUCUGCGGGUUUACACGGGAUGGACGUCAGAGAUAAUGACGUCAUCACACAGUCUGCUCGAGUCAUUGUUGGAGCCACUUCUGCCCCAAAGUGUCAGCGAAGUCGUGGGAAAUUAAAAUAAUGACACAUGAGAGGUGUCGGCGAUCUGCAGGAUAAAAGACAAGGAGCAGCAGAGGCGGCUCGACACACCAGCUGAUCCUCGAACAGGCCACACUCCCUCUUCAGCAUCAUCAUCAUCACCAUGAAGGUGCUCAGCGUGUCUCUGACGCUCGGCACCUUUCUGACCCUGAGCCGAGCCGUCCCGCUCAGCACCAACACCAGCCUCUCCGGCAGGCACUCGGGUCUCUGCGAUUACGCGAGGCAGGAGGGCAUCAACAUCAUGGGAGCGUUCAUCCCACAGUGCGACGCUCACGGGAACUUCCUCCCGCAGCAGUGCUCCGACUCCACCGGGAACUGCUGGUGCGUCAACGUCAUCACCGGAGAGGAGAUACCGAACACGAGGACGCCGCUGGGGGCCGUACCCGUUAACUGUGACCGGGAGUUCUACUGCCCGUACGGCUGGUCCCGCUUCGGAAAGCAGUGUUUCGUCUUCAUCGACAGCCCGAAGACGUGGGCUGAAGCCGAGGGCUACUGUCUGUUUGAAGGGGCCAACCUGGCAUCAGUCCACAGCUACGAGGAGAAUCACUUCAUCCAGGCUCUGACCAGAGGAGAUGGCCACGACUUCCCCCUCACCUGGAUCGGCGGCCACGAUGCCAUACAUCUCUCUUUUUGGAUGUGGAGUGACGGCUCCAAGUUUCGUUACGAAUACUGGCACAGGGACUACAGCGUGGAGAGAGCUGAGCGCUGUCUGAAGAUGAAUUAUGGAUUUGACAGGAAGUGGUACUACGGCUCCUGCGAUGACUUUCUGCCUUUCGUUUGUGCCAAGAGGAUCUGAACUCGGACCUGGCAUCCAAAAACCAGACUCGUCUGAUGAGGUCUGAGGCGUCACGAGCCGGUCCAGCUGGAGUAACGUUUCCUCUCCAGAAUCAGCUGUGAUGGAUAAAUAUCAAACACACGAGCUUCUGCAGGUUCAUCUCGUUGGCACUGACGUGUCGACCCCCAGAUAUCAUUUUAAUAUCAAUAAAACUAUGGAUAAUGAAAUAAUAGUGAAAGUUUAUGUCACAACUUAAGACGUGAAUCAUGAAUGUCUACAUGCAUAUAAAACAUGUAAUUGCAUUAAAAGCACAAAACAUGAAAGCAGAAACACAAAUGAGUGCACGGAGCUGCUGUGGGAGAAAUGUUUUAAUUAUUUCCUCCUUCAAAUCUGUAGCAUGCGCCCUCAGAUUACAAAAAUACAGAUAUAUAUUUGUACUUGUUUGUAUGUUGUUUGUUCUUCUUUCCAUCAGAGAUCGAUUUAAAUUUGUUUUACGGGUUAAUGUUUAUUUCCUGCCUUUAAGGUUAAAGUCAGAGUUGUGAUGAGGCAGCUCGUGGCUUUGCUUUACAUAAAGAUAAAGAUGCACCUUGAGAGAGAUUAGAUUGUGUCCAGAUGAGUAAAGUGUGGGUUUGUGUGUCGAGCACUGUGAUCUCAGCACCGUGUUCACUUUUGGACUCAAGCAAACAUCAGUUGCUCAAUCGUCCUAAUUUCCCGAAACUGACACUGCAGCGUUUUCACAAAAACUGCUCUGACUGUUCGAAGAUUAGAUUCACUGUGUCUUUGAGGAGAAAAAAACCCUGAUGACAAUAAUAUUUUCAAGGGGAAAUGAUUACAAUACACAUUUUAAAAUCCCAGUGUCAAAAUCUCCAAGAGACGUCAUGAUAUAUAGAAUUAUUUUGUUGAUAAUAAGCUCUGUAUAGAUGAUUAAACAUCAGACCAGAGCUGCGUCUGCACCAGGGUGAGACAGGUCCUGAACAAGCCUUAAAUAUUUUCAAUCACAUUACUGUGAAAACUUCUGUAAAUACUGUUCAUUUUGAACUGACAUCAGUGUGUUUACUUGAAAAGAGUACUCACACAUGUGUCACACACAUCACAGGUUUGGUCUUUUCAUAUAAGGUGAUAUUAAAAAGGUCUUACAUGUGUGUACGACCUGGUGCACACACUGACACAUGCUGCCUGUCACUCAGUAAAUCCAGGCCUUACAGUCAGCGAGCAGGACCUUAA